Messenger RNA from Eurypyga helias (sunbittern), 439 nucleotides. RefSeq names its product coiled-coil domain containing 90B (gene CCDC90B). The coding region runs from base 20 to 439 and encodes 139 amino acids. Gene Ontology annotation, cellular component: mitochondrion. The record is from RefSeq and is a predicted model, not a curated record. NCBI's taxonomy places the organism in Eukaryota, Metazoa, Chordata, Aves, Eurypygiformes, Eurypygidae. The transcript is spliced from 6 exons.
AAUAACUUUACAGCAGAUAAUGGCCCAUUUGGACUCCAUUCGAAAAGAUAUGGUCAUCCUGGAGAAAAGUGAAUUUGCAAACUUGAGGGCAGAGAACGAGAAAAUGAAAAUUGAAUUAGAUCAAGUUAAACAGCAGCUAAUGAAUGAAACGGGUAAAAUCCGAGCUGACAGCAAGCUAGACAUCAACCUGGAAAGGAGCAGAGUGACGGAUAUGUUCACAGAUCAGGAGAGGAAACUGAUGGAAGCAACUACAGAGUUUCAUAAGAAAGAUUCAAGUACCAACAGUGUCAUCUCAGAAAUCAGCAAUAAAAUAGACACGGAAAUAGCUUCCUUAAAAACGCUCAUGGAGUCGAAUAAACUCGAUACGAUACGCUAUUUGGCAGCUUCAGUAUUCACUUGCUUAGCAAUAGCACUGGGAUUUUACAGGUUCUGGAAAUAG